GAGCUUCAUUUUGAAAACUGCUGCCACGGCGCAUAAUUGGCAGAGAUAAUAAUAGCACAAUUUAUGUUCGGUUCGCAUACAAAGUUAUUGUUUUCAUAUUACAACCAUGGUUCCAUGAGGACAUGUAUUUGACAGACUGGUUUUUAAUUUAUUUUAAUUUGCAAAAAAAUAUAUACAUAUUAUUGGGAUUUAUUUUGCCUGUCAUUUGUCUCUAAGUGGACAAGGACAGGAGCGCCGUGAUAUCAGACACAGAGCUGCAGCAGGCCUUAUCGAACGGUACAUGGACCCCAUUCAACCCAGUGACGGUCCGAUCAAUCAUAUCCAUGUUUGACAGGGAGAACAAAGGAGGGGUGAACUUCAACGAGUUUGCCGGAGUGUGGAAGUACAUCACGGACUGGCAGAACAUCUUCCGCACCUACGACAGAGACAACUCGGGCUUCAUCGACAAGAACGAGCUGAAGCAGGCACUGACUGGAUUCGGGUAUCGUCUCUCAGACCAGUUCUACAAUACUCUCAUAGAGAAGUUUGACAGGCAGAGGAAGGGACAAGUGGCCUUCGAUGACUUCAUCCAGUGUUGUAUUGUUCUACAGAGGUUGACCGACGUGUUUAGGAGGUACGACACGGACCAAGACGGCUGGAUCCAGGUUUCCUAUGAACAGUAUCUAUCCAUGGUGUUCAACGUUGUAUAGUAAAGACAAGAGCAGAACUGGACACAAUUGUGCCAAAGCCAAAUCCUUCCCACCUCCACAACAUGUCUUCCUGGAUAAAGAUGACCAAAACACAAGUGGACUGGGACUCUGGGUUAGGAUAUAACAACAUUACGUACUGUCUGUCAUUGUUUAUAAUGUUUGUUUAAUAUCUGAAUCUUAUCUUGAUAAUGGUAAAGGCCUGAAUAUCUGUGUUUAAGGUAAACCUGCAUUGUACAUAUCAUUUAGAACAAACAACUGCAUGCUUCCGGGGGACUUCUGCCAAUGUUCAAAGCAUGCCCUCUAUCUCAGAUCUAUUUUGCUGAAGCCAUGUUUACAAACACUGUGACAGCAGGUUAUGGUGGGGCACAACGCCUGCUUUUAGAUUCACUGACAUGCCAGCUAACGCCAUAUUUCUAGUCUUAUUUUUAAUCAGCAAAUGCAUUUAAAAUAAAAAGUUAGAGCCUAUUAGGAUUUUAGGUAAAAUAAGCGUAUGCUUUUUGUAUUGCUUAUUUUGUGUGUGCAUGAUGCCUUAAACUGUAUAAAUGCAAGAUGAACAUCUUUUGUUAAAAAAGAAACCUGAGAGCUCUGAAUUGAAUGUGUGGUGGACAAAGACUAAACAGUUUUGCUGUUGAGGCAACAAUGUAACUUAUUACUGUAUACAAUUAUUGACGGAAGAUAGUCAAUGUGGUCCUCUGUUGCUCGGUUAGCAGAGCGUGGUGCUUGCAAGGCCAGGAUAGUGAGUUUGAUUCCCGGGACCACCCAUACAAUAUGUUAAAUAUAUGCAUGAAAGCCAGUGCUAAAUGGCAUAUUAUACGAUGAAUGGAUAAAAUUGUCAUGAUUUAUCGUAUGGUACAAACCUUUGAAAGAUUUGUGAAGAGGUAGAUUUAGUCCGAGAGGAGUAGAGCCCCACAGUGGAGGUGUUGAAAUAGCCAUAAAACCUAAUGGUGACACAGGGAAAUGGUUCCAGGUUGAAUCACAUCCGGCUGUGAUUGGGAGUCCCAUAGGGCAGCGCACAAUCGGCUCAGUGUCAUCCGGGUUAGGGUUUAGCCGGGGUAGGCAGUCAUUGUAAAAAAUAAUAAUUUGUCCUUAACUGACUUGGCUAGUUAAAUAAAAAAAACAAAUACAUUUGUAGUUCUUUAUGAAAGCCACAUUAGCAGCUAAUUAGCAUUAUUUGUUGGGGAUAAAUACAGAUGAAUAUAUUGAUAAGUCACCUUGUCCGAGAGAGAUUUAGAAGGUUAUCAAAACAUCACACCAGGGCAAGCUUACAUGAAACAAAGCCCUUAUUUUAAGUGCUUCUAAAGUCCCCUAUGGGAGAAAUGAAUGGUGGAACAAAAAUUGGAACCAUUUCCCUGUUUGACUGCUAGGUUUUAUGGGUAUUGUGGUACUCUAUAGGUGGUUAAACCAAAGGUACUUCUAACGUGUGGUUAAGCACUUCUCCAGAAAAUGAACCUCUGUACAGCGAUGUGCACUGCAGUGCAAGAAAUGGCGCAACUUUGCCCUCUCAUGUCUGCUUUGGUGUAUUUACACCGGUACAUGCUCCAAUUAUGUACAGUAUCUUCCUUCCACGUUUGCUAAGUUUCUGGGGGAACUUGCGAGGUGUUGCACAUUGUUAGUAAACAUUUGAAAGUU
This is a messenger RNA of Oncorhynchus kisutch (coho salmon), 2318 nucleotides long. RefSeq names its product programmed cell death protein 6. Bases 324 to 689 code for a protein of 121 amino acids. Lineage: Eukaryota; Metazoa; Chordata; Actinopteri; Salmoniformes; Salmonidae. The transcript has 6 exons. Gene Ontology annotation, molecular function: calcium ion binding. The record is from RefSeq and is a predicted model, not a curated record.